UAUGUAAAAUACAUACGGAUAUAUCAAUUAUUGGCCGUCAAUUGCAAUUGCAAGUCUCUAUACUGUAUAUCAUUAGAGUCAUUGCUGGAAGAACCUAGCUACCACAAUACUGUUGCAAUAUUUGGCUGUUGAUACAGACAACAAUCAACAGGGAUGAGUGUCAGUCUAUCAGAAGUGUAUGAGUGUAUAAAGAUGGGGCGGGAGAAUGCCCUGCUGGGGAAUUAUGACACAUCCCUGGUGUACUAUCAGGGCCUCCAGCAGCAGAUACAGCGCCUCAUAUCCUCCAUCAAGGACCCAGCGAGAAAGAGAAAGUGGAUAGAGGCUAGAGACCUGAUAAACCAAGAAUAUGAACAAGUCAAAGAAAUUAACGAGACUCUUGCCAGUUUCCGGUCUAACAACCCAAGAGCUUUCAAUGCAAAUGCAGACCAAGAUUUUGGCAGUCCUUUUGGUGACUACGCUCGACAUGAAGAACCUACUCGGGAUCCAGACGUAUGGCCUCCACCAACACCUGUAGAACACAGACCUUCCCCUAAUAUACGAGGAGGGGUAAGACCUGGUCCAAGAAAAGCUGAACCUGUGAGGAGUAGGAACCAACCAGCCCCAAGUAAGGGGGCUCCUGGAGGUGAUCGAAGGAGAGCUGCUCCAGGUUAUGGCAAUGUGGAUCGGGGCAGAGAAAAGCCUGGUGAAAAAGGGAAAGAAAAGAAAAAAUCUGACGAUGGAGAAAAGAAAUUUGACGGAAUGGGUUAUGAUAAAGAUUUGGUGGAGGGACUUGAGCGUGACAUUGUACAGAAGAACCCCAAUAUCCGAUGGGACCAGGUGGCAGAUUUGGUUGAAGCAAAGAAACUCUUACAGGAAGCUGUGGUACUACCUCUCAUCAUUCCCGACUUUUUCAAGGGUAUCCGUCGACCGUGGAGGGGUGUGUUAAUGGUUGGUCCCCCGGGAACGGGCAAGACCAUGCUGGCCAAGGCUGUAGCGACUGAGUGUGGCACAACCUUCUUUAAUGUGUCAUCUGCCACCCUUACUUCGAAAUACAGGGGCGAGUCGGAGAAGUUAGUCAAGCUUCUCUUCGAGAUGGCUCGCUUUUAUGCACCAAGCACAAUAUUUAUAGAUGAAAUAGAUUCAAUAUGCUCCAAGCGUGGGUCUGACUCGGAACAUGAGGCCAGUCGGAGAGUGAAGGCAGAAUUACUUGUCCAAAUGGAUGGUGUGGCAGGAACAGGUGGAGAUGACGGAGAGCCCAAAAUUGUGAUGGUGCUGGCAGCCACCAACUUUCCCUGGGACCUUGAUGAGGCAUUGAGGAGGAGACUGGAAAAGAGAAUCUACAUACCUCUACCCACAGCUGAAGGUCGUGAGGAGCUGUUAAAGAUUAACUUACGGGAAGUAGAGCUGGCCAAGGAUGUAAAUCUGACAGCAGUUGCACAAGAGUUGGAUGGGUACUCCGGGGCUGACAUCACCAAUGUUUGCAGAGAUGCAGCGAUGAUGUCAUUCAGACGUCGAAUCACAGGCUUGACCCCCGAGGAGGUGCGUAACAUUCCCAAGGAGGAACUACAGAUGCCCCCUACAAUGGAGGACUUCAAGGCGGCAAUAAAGAAAGUCAACAAGAGUGUUUCACGGGCUGAUCUUGAAAAAUAUCAAAACUGGAUGAAUGAAUUUGGCUCAGUAUGAGCAAAUAAUGCGGGAAUGCCGAAAAAAAUCGGGACUCAGGAAAACUAUUUGUGAUGAAUAAGGUAUUCAUGUUUUUUUUGAUUGAUUGAAAAUGUGAAAGUCGAAAAGUUGUUCCUGAGGAUUGUUAUCAAGAUUCACAAAAAAAACUGUGCAUGGUUUGUUUUCAAGUGCUGAACAACACCUGUCCGAGAACUACUCCUUAUCACAUUUGUACAAGUGAAAUAUUGAAAAAUAUUCAUUCUAGAAAAGUGAAAAAUAUCACUUUUUCUGACUUGACCAAUCAAAACACUGCUUACAAACAACAAUGGGUAAACUUAAAAGCUUAUUCGGUAUAUCUUGCCAUCAAAAUGUCUUAACAGUAUCUUCAUUAAUACCAAAUAUAUUUUACUCGUGUGGCUAAUAUUUUGAUAUUUUUCAAUUGGCCCCACUCUUGAAAUAUAUUUGGUAUUUAUACCGAAGAAACUGUAUGUCAUACAAUUCAAGGCUUUUAAACGAGAAGGAAAGCAAUAAUAGCAGAAAAAUACAGGUAGAAAUAUCGAUGAACAAUUUAUGAACAAUUUACUCUGUGAUAACUGUCAAAACUUGGAACAUGUGUAUAGCAAUAGAGAUUUAUGUGUUAUGAAAUAUUUAAAUCGUCUUGUGUGAAGUCGUGUGCCUGAAAUGUCAAAAGUGCUUUCUGUUAUUGCAUGACCAAUGUUAACUGAUAAAUGUUCAUUCAGUGAAAAUUUAAACAAAUGACUAUAGUGUAUCACAAGACUAGUGAAACAAAUGUGAAUAUUGAUGGACACUAAAUCACUAAUGUGAUAUUUAUACCUUGUAACUUACUGAAUUGUUCGUUUUGCUAGAUUAUUGCACAUAGAUCAUUGGUUUUCCACUUAAAAUUGUGCUUGACAUUUUUUUUUUUAUUUUUAUUUCAUUUGUUAAAUAAAUAUACAACAUUUUGUUUUUUUACAGCACUAAAGAAUUCCCAAAGUUUGGUAGAUAAGCCCAAAUAACACAUGCUCAAAGCAAAACAAGGAUAAGUUGAGAAAUCCUUGUUCAAUUCUUACUGGGCAAGAAAUAAGAUGUGAUAGUUAUGUGGAAACUCAAAAAAUGAAUAAGAGAAUAUUAACCAUAUUCAUGUCCAGUGGUGAUGCUGGUGAACAGCAAAUGUAGGCAAGAUGCCAAAUGCCAAUUUAAUGUUCUCUUUUUUUUUUAUUGUGUCCUGUAACCAAUGGGUACUCUUGUCUUUCUAUUAAUACUUCUGCUCAUCAGCAUUGGUUUCAGAUCUGUUUAAUUUGCUAUAUUUUUCACCAUGUGUCUCUGUAUACUCUAUUUAUAUGUAAAUUCUUACCAUUUCAAUUAUGUAUUUACAUUGAUCAUUAUUCAUACAUAAAGUGGUGAUAUCUUC
This is a messenger RNA of Pecten maximus, 3052 nucleotides long. Its product is annotated as katanin p60 ATPase-containing subunit A-like 1. Gene Ontology annotation, molecular function: microtubule severing ATPase activity; ATP binding; ATP hydrolysis activity. Gene Ontology annotation, cellular component: microtubule cytoskeleton. The transcript has 11 exons. The record is from RefSeq and is a predicted model, not a curated record. Gene Ontology annotation, biological process: microtubule severing. Bases 154 to 1662 code for a protein of 502 amino acids. Lineage: Eukaryota; Metazoa; Mollusca; Bivalvia; Pectinida; Pectinidae.